This is a messenger RNA of Columba livia (rock pigeon), 2238 nucleotides long. RefSeq names its product diencephalon/mesencephalon homeobox 1 (gene DMBX1). Gene Ontology annotation, biological process: regulation of transcription by RNA polymerase II. The record is from RefSeq and is a predicted model, not a curated record. Gene Ontology annotation, molecular function: RNA polymerase II transcription regulatory region sequence-specific DNA binding; DNA-binding transcription factor activity, RNA polymerase II-specific. Lineage: Eukaryota; Metazoa; Chordata; Aves; Columbiformes; Columbidae.
AAAAAUCCUUCUUCAAUGCAGCCUCCCGGUAGAUGGCAGCUCCGCUGGGCGCGGAGGCAGCGCGCAGGCAGCGCGGGCGGAUGGAGUAGGGCGGGCCGGGGUGCAGUGCCGCGCCCGCUCCGCGCGGGCCGCGCUCCCACUCGUGUCACCGCUCCCACGGCGGGCGGAGAGGCUGCGCCGCCGCUGCCCCAGGUUUAUGUCGCCAUGCAGCACUAUGGAGUGAACGGCUACUCCCUCCACGCCAUGAAUUCCCUCAGCGCCAUGUACAACCUCCACCAGCAGGCAGCCCAGCAAGCCCAACAUGCCCCUGACUACAGGCCAUCGGUGCAUGCCCUCACCCUGGCAGAGAGACUGGCUGACAUCAUUUUGGAGGCACGUUAUGGAUCCCAGCACCGCAAACAAAGGCGAAGUCGCACGGCCUUCACCGCCCAACAGCUGGAAGCACUGGAGAAGACCUUCCAGAAGACUCACUACCCAGAUGUGGUGAUGCGGGAGCGGCUGGCUAUGUGCACAAACCUACCUGAAGCCAGAGUCCAGGUUUGGUUCAAGAACCGGAGAGCCAAAUUCCGGAAGAAGCAGCGUAGCCUGCAGAAGGAGCAGCUGCAGAAGCAGAAGGACUGUGAAGGGAACCACAGUGAGGGAAAGACGGAGCCACCCAUGCUGGAGACCCAGGUCACCACCCCAGACACCGAGAAGGUCCAGAGCCUCCCAAGUGAGGUAGGCACGGACCUCAACCUAACCCUGUCGGAGCAGUCAGCCAGCGAGUCAGCCCCUGAGGACCAGACUGACAGAGAGGAGGAGUUUAAAAGCACCUUGGAUGAAUCUAAAGUGGACAAGAGCCCUGGUGUGGACAGCAAGGCUUUGAACUGCAAGAGGGCAAGCCCAAAAGCAGAGUCCCCAAUCAGCGCGACAGUGACACCUUCAUCCAGCAGUGGCCUGGCUCAGACUCACUCCUACUCCUCCUCCCCUCUGAGCCUCUUCCGCCUGCAGGAGCAAUUCCGCCAGCACAUGGCAGCCACCAACAACUUGGUCCAUUACUCCUCCUUUGAAAUGGGGACACCGUCCGCCAUGCCCUACUUGGGCAUGAAUGUCAACAUGGCGCCACUGAGCUCCCUGCACUGUCAGUCCUACUACCAGUCACUAUCCCAUGCUCAGCAGGUCUGGUCCUCACCCAUCCUGCAGGCCUCCAGCUCCCUUCCAAGCCUGAACAGUAAAACGACAAGUAUUGAGAACCUAAGGCUCCGGGCAAAGCAGCAUGCGGCAUCCCUUGGGCUUGACACCCUACCCAACUGACUGCCCGAUGAGCUACCAUUGCCCACCAGAAGAUGCACCAGAGGUUGGCACUAGCCAUGUCACUCCUUGAACCUGCAACCACCAUCUCAUCUCUUCCUGGAGUAAGGUGCUCCCUUUCAGGGAAAACUUUGCAUUUAUUAACGUCUUCUUAGCACCACGGUUGCAUCAGACAUUGGUACUGGCCUGGUCUUUGUUAACUAUUUAAGGAGGAAGGGGGAGAGGAUGGAUGUUUAGACAGACGAACUGACCUCUGGACUGCCGUGAGUUAAGCCUGUAACGUUCAGGAGAAGCCCCCGUUUCCUCCUCCCCGCAACAAUGUGCCAGCUGUGUUAUAUACACCUUUCUUGUUGUUGUAGUUGCGUUCUUUGGGAAAAGAAAGAGUCCUGCUUUGUCUUGUAUAUAAUUUACAAUGUUGACAGCACCCAUCACCUGUGUGUUACUGUCAGUGUUACCGAACUGUGACCUCUUUUUGCUUUUAUUUCCCCUUCCUUCUCAGUUUUAGUAGCUAGUAUCAAAGAUACAAAUCAGCCAUCCUCCCAACCUCAGCUCUUCUUGGGUCAGUGUCCUAAAGGUGUUUAUGACCAAGAGAAACAAUUGUGAACUUCACCGCUCCACUUCUCCCUUCUCUGCUAAAGCCAAUUUUAUAAUAGCUGGGAAAUGAUGUGAAGGUGAAUUUCCUGUUUAAGCACUUCAGAUAAGGCAAGCAUUUUUUGUUUAUUUUUUAAUAGCACUUGUACAAAGAGAGAGGACAAAACAAUGGCCAAAUGCUGCUGUCUGGGGAGAAAAAGGAAAGCCAAAUUCAUAGGAUUAUUUUUGAUCUAGAUUGUUUCCUCUUUGAUCUUCAGUGAAGUGUAAAUUCCUCUGUUUACAAAUUACAGGGUUUUCUUUUUGGAGAGCAUUUUGGUUCAACUUUGACUAUAGAGAAUAAUAAAAACUUUGUAUGAA